This is a messenger RNA of Adineta ricciae, 447 nucleotides long. The record is from the annotation of a GenBank genome assembly. Lineage: Eukaryota; Metazoa; Rotifera; Eurotatoria; Adinetida; Adinetidae.
AUGUUUGGUUUACAGAAAUUCGAUCAAUUUUUGAGAGGACGUCGUUUCACUCUGGUAACUGAUCAUCAGCCUUUAAUUACUAUAUUUGGUCCCAAGCGCGGUAUGCCGACUACAUCAGCCAAUCGACUUCAACGAUGGGCAAUCCGUCUAAUGGCAUAUAGUUACGAUAUUGAAUAUUGUUCUACUACCCGAUUUGGACAUGAUGAUGGCCUAUCCAGACUUCCCAUUGGAUCAGACUUAACAUUUGACACUACCAGUGCUAGUGAAGGGCAGGUAGUUGCUGCUAUUCAACAAGAAUACCAGGCGGACUUACCUAUUCGUGCGAAACAGGUCGGUCAAGCUACUCUCAAAGACAAUGUGCUUUCGUUAAUAUACCACUAUACUCAAGAUGGUUGGCCGGAGAAGCAUCCGACCGAAUGUCAAUCAUAUUUCAAAAUUCGAUAUUAA